GUUAUCUUGCCGCCUCGAAUUCCCAUAAUACUCCGCGCGCGCGCGGCCGCCUUCCUUUUUCCGCCAUCUUGCUGCCCUGCAGGCAUCAUGGUGCGCAUGAAUGUUCUGGCCGAUGCUCUUAAAAGCAUCAACAAUGCAGAGAAACGUGGAAAGCGUCAGGUUCUCAUCAGGCCGUGCUCCAAAGUAAUUGUCCGGUUCUUAACCGUGAUGAUGAAACACGGCUACAUAGGUGAAUUUGAGAUCAUUGAUGACCACAGAGCUGGGAAAAUUGUUGUGAAUCUCACAGGCAGGCUUAACAAG
Thamnophis sirtalis is the source of this 300-nucleotide messenger RNA. Lineage: Eukaryota; Metazoa; Chordata; Lepidosauria; Squamata; Natricidae. The record is from RefSeq and is a predicted model, not a curated record.